CAUAUGGAGAGAUUGGGGGCGUGUUAAGUGAGGGAGGAUUAGCGCCUGCGUGCGCCUCCAACAACAGUAUCCGCGCGCACCUGUCCCCCGCUCACCGUCGCUGCACGAGAGACACACACAUCGCAUCAUGCGUCUUACCGCGCGACAUAUGGUUCGGGUUCGAGGGUGAAGACUGAGGUAUACGAUUCUGCUAAGGAGAUGAAGAGGCAGCCCGCUGGUCUUCCUCAGCACAAUGAUGGAUGGAGAGAGAGCAGAGCUGGGGUGUGAACUGCACCUACAUGAAGGCCUGAUACACAGGGCGAGAAGCAGGUAAAUGGAGGAGGCGGGCCGCAGCCGCUCCCCCUCGCGGCGGACCAGCCGCGUGGAGCAGGUGGUCGGGCGAUGGCUGAGGCGCUCCCGGGACCUGGGCAGCCGAUCCCACUCGCUCAGCAGAGACAGGGUGCCGGUGGACGGGAGGAGCGGGGAGCAGGUGGGCGACCAGAGGAGCUACUCCUUCCGCUUCACGGUUCAGAUCCAGAGGAGCUCGGAGCUCAACUCGCACGGCCUGAGCCUGACCUCCCAGACGCCCAUCCUGGUGCAGGAGGUCACAGCAGGAGGCCCUGCCGCUGGUCGUCUGGUUCCUGGCGACCAGCUGGUGAAGAUCAAUAACGUGGCGGCGGAGGACCUGACUCCAGAGCAGGCUGCGGAGAUAAUCAGGGAGUGUCAGGAUAUUGUGACCAUGACAGUUCUCAGGACCAUGGUGGGCCCGAAGUCAUCCUUCAUCACGCCGGAGAAGAGAGCCAAGCUCCGGUCCAAUCCCGUCAAGGUCCACUUCGCUGAGGAGGUAGAAGUCAACGGUAACUCCCAGGGCAACACGCUGCUCUUCCUCCCCAAUGUCCUCAAGGUGUACCUGGAGAACGGGCAGACCAAAGCCUUCAAGUUCGAACCCAACACCACGGUCAAGGACAUUGUGAUGACGCUGAAGGAGAAGCUGUCCCUGUGUCGCAUCGAGCCCUUCUGCCUGGUGCUGGAGCAGCAGCACAGCGUCACCAAGCUGCUGCUGCUGCACGAGGAGGAGAGGAUCCAGCAGGUGGUGCAGAAGAAGGAGUCCCAUGACUACAGGUGUCUAUUCCGUGUCUGCUACAUGCCCAAAGACCCCCGAGACCUGCUGCUUGAGGACCCCACUGCCUUUGAGUACCUCUACUUCCAGGGGGUGAACGACGUGCUCCAGGAGCGCUUCGCGGUGGAGAUGCGCUGCAACACGGCGCUGCGUCUGGCCGCGCUGCACAUCCAGGAGAGGCUGGCCAGCUGCGGCCAGUCCCCCAAGACCACCCUGAAGACCAUCACGAAGACCUGGGGCAUUGAGAACUUUGUGUCGUCCACCCUGCUGAGGAACAUGAGGGAGAAGGACCUGAGGAAGGCGGUCGGCUACCACAUGAAGAAGAGCCAAUCACAGCAGGACCCUAAGCAGAAGGGGCUGUCCUUCAACCAGGCCCGCAUCAACUACCUGGAGGAGCUCAGCGAGCUCAAGAGCUUCAUGGGGAAGUCCUUCAGCGCCACCAUGUUGCUCCAGGACCGGGAGUCCACGGUGAGCCUGCUGGUGGGGGCGCGCUACGGGGUGAGCCAGGUGGUGAACCACAAGCUCAGCAUCAUGACCACGCUCACCGAGUUCAGCAGCAUCAGCCGCAUCGAGCUGCUGCCAGAGUCCGAGCGCAUCAGCCUGGUCAAGAUCUACCUGCAGGACAUCAAGCCCAUCACGCUGUUACUGGAGUCCGUGGCAGCCAAGGACAUGUCCUGUCUCAUCGCCGGCUACUGCAAGGUGUUCGCCAACCCCGACAUCCAAGUCUUCCCCUGGCCGGAGAAACCCAAGAAGCACCGAGUGUCAGCGGAGGAAGGCUACGUGUCCCGGCGAGCGAGCGACUCGGACUCCUCCUCGGACAUGGACGCCGACCCCUUGAUCCACCUGGUCUCCCACGACAACAAGCCCCGCCCCCGCAUCCGGUCCUCCUCGGACCCCGAGCGGCCCAAGAGGAAGGAGCGGGAGCGGCCGCGGCCCCCGGGGGCCAAGGCCAAGGCGGAGAAACCCUGGAGGAGCCGGAGGGAGAAACAGGACGCCGAGAAGCUCCGGUCAUGUGACCCCACGUCAUGUGACCUCCGGGCGGAGAACCAGGAGGUGGAGGAGGAACCGACAGCCGACGACGGGGAGUCGAAGGGGGCGGGGACGGAGGCGGGGCCAGUACAGAUCGCGAUAACGAAGGCCGACGCGGAGGAGGGGGGGGACGGGGCGGCGAGGGUCCGGGACCGGGGGCCGGAGCAGGAGGGGAAGGAGGCGGCGGCGGGCGGGGACGACUUCUGGGGCGCGGACGAGACCUUCUCGGAGGCGUCCGACUCGUGCCGGACGGACUCCCGCUUCCUCACCAGCCCGUCCAGCGACUCCCUGGACGCGUUGGAGGAGGACGACCUCGUUUCCUGUUCCUCCUCCUCCUUCGUCCGGCCGCCCUCCGGCCUGCUCCACCUCCAGGGCACCUCCUUCUCCCCGCGGCCGUCGCAGAGGCUCCGCCCCUACAAACACACGCUGCCCCACCCCCACCUCCUGGCCCCGCCCCCGGCUCACUCCCACUCCCUCGUCAGCCUCGCCCCCGGCCCCCCCGGCCGAGACGAGGAGACGGCGACGGGGGGGGGCAGGAGGUCCGGCGACGGCGCCGACCCCAACCUCUCCUCGCCCUCCUCCUCCCCGCCCGGCGACGGUUGCCCGGGCGGCACGGAGCCGCAGCCUCUGAUCAUCAUCAACCCCUGUCGCCAGGACAACCUGAUGAGCUUCGCCGAGCUGUCCCGCCACGCCGACGACCUGCCCAGCCCCCCCGAGGCCAGCGAGGAGGACGAGGAGGACGAAGAGGAGGAGCUGGAGCGGCGCCGGAGGAGGUUCCUGGAGCUGAGCGAGCCGCUGAUGCGCGCCUCCGAGGGGGGCGGCGCCGGAGGAGGGGAGGAGGGAGGGGAGGAGGUGGGCGUGGCCCCGACCCGGACGCCGUCCCCGGCGCCCGUCUCCACGGCGUCGGGCGUGGACUACGUGUUCAACUUCAACCAGAGCGACGCGCGCUGCUACUACAAGCUGUGCUCCAGCGUGACGCCCGACAGCGCGCUCAGCCCGCCGCGCCCCGGCCCCGGCCCCGGGUCGGACGGGGAGCGGGACGCCAAGAAGGGGGGGAGCGGCGGGGAGGGGGGGCCGGAGGAGACGGAGCCGGUGCACAUCCUCCAGCCGCCACCCGGGUUCGGAGACAGCAGCUCGGAGGAGGAGUUCUUCGACGCCUGGGACCGCUUCUCCUCGCCGGAGGAGCCCAGCGCGGGAGGCGUUCUCGGAGCAGAGAUGAAACCAAACUUGGUCCGCACUCUGAGCCUUAGUGACAUCAGAGCGAUAGUAGACGAGAUAGAAGGAGGACAGAGACGGGCCGGGAUGGGGAUGGUAGCGGAAGACGGAGGUGGAGUAGAAACCUUGGUUCAGCUUAGGAGGCGGUCGCGGAAGCGCAGGUCCUUCAUGGAGACCACCUUCACCUCCAGGGUCACCUUCCCAGAACCAGACGCAGACUCAAACCCCAACCUUGACUCAAACAGGACUCAAAGAGGCCUCCCUUCACAGGACGGCGACACUCCACGUCUUAGCGGGGAUCCGGAGGCUCCCGAACAAACCCAGAACAUCUGUCCUACCGUCGCGUCCAUGACCCACGCCGAAGGAGAACCGGCACUCCUCGAAUCCAAGCCCAUCCCUUCCAAGUCCCGUGCCCACGGACCCGGCUCCCCCAGGGGCUCCGGUUCUCCGGAUUCGGACAGAGAGCUCCUCACGGCCUCCAGGAGGAAGAAGCAGGAGAUGGAGAUGGAGCCCGACGCCAUGGAGUCCAAAUCAGUGACGGACCUCGUGAAGACGUCUCCUCCCUCCAUCACGGUGGUCCGUUGCCGGGUGGAGCCGGACGGGAAGGAGAGUGCCGACCGAAUCGGGGACGGGAAGGAGGAAGGGGAGGAGGAGGAGGAGGAGGGCAAGGUUGAGGAGGAGGCAGAAAGGAAAGUCGAGAGAGAGGAAGAUGGAGAAGAAGAAGAACUCAUGAAAACGCCGCAAAAUGGACCAGUGUUCAUCCAUUAUCGCCAGUUGUCCGAGAUCAUCGAGGAGUCGUGUAAGUGUGAGGAAGUAGGAGACGAGUGGUACGAGAAGGAGUGGGGAAUAGUGAGGGAGUCGGUCAGUGGUGCCGAGACCCUGAAAGAAGAGGACUCGAGUCAAUCAGACAACGUUUUUGCCGAUGAUUUUCUCACACAGUUGCCACCUCCUCCAAGCUUUGCACAACCCCUUCCACCAAAUUGCUUCACGCCACCACUACCGGUUGUUGAUAAUCCCUCCCAGAAUCCCCAGCUCUCAUCUUCACAACAAGUGGGCUUGAAUGAUACGCAAGUGUACGUUUCAGAAUUACCCAAACUCAAAUUCCUUAACAGAGAACAAUAUGUUAUGGUCAAUACCGUGACUAAAAACGAUGGAACAAGCAGUAUUUCGAACUCUGACACAACUAGCGAUGAUGUCGUUGACGUAGUCGAAUCUGACAACGUGUUUGUUGUUGAGGAUGAGGAAGAUGACGAUGAUAAUGACGAUGGUGAGGAGGAUGAUGUUGAGGAGGAUGACGAUGACAAUAGUGUCCCUUUGAGUUUGUGUUAUACUCGUGAGAAUUCUCAAAACAAUCACAAUGUUGAUCAUGACGCUGCUACGAAAGCUGCAGUAGCCUCUAGUCUUCCGUCACCAGACUCCCAAACCAAAGGCCACUCCAGUUCAAACCCUCUCACACCGAUUACCUCCUCUGAAUACGAAAACACGAUCAAUUCUAUCACGGCUAAGCUCGGGGUUGCAACGGCUGCGUUGUCCCCUCUGUUAACCACUGGUGGAACGAUUCAUCAUGAGACUACAAGAGACAAGGCCUCCGGCUCGAAUCAUGACACAGAUACAGUCAGGAUUGGUUCCACCAUGCCAGACGCAGAGUCUGCCUCCAAGGUUAGCUUAGGUAUGGCCAGUGAAGCUGCGAUUAAGCACAGCUUUGAUGCCCCUUGUGACGGUUUAGCGCAAGCUAACACGACAACAGUCCACCAUCUAUCCAAAGAGCCCCCAUCUCCCACCCAUUUCCUCUUCCAGACGUGCUCUCCCAGUAUCAUGGGCCGCCUGUCCGCCUCCACGCUUAGGGAGAAGAUUCAGAUGCUGCCCCUUUACCUAUCUCGCUCCCAGGAGACCUUACCCCACACUGGGUCGGACAGUGCAUCCCCAAGCCCCUGUAAGGUGGUCUCUAACAACAGCCAGGACAGGAGCGAGGUCGCCAUACAAAUUACGGAUGUCGAUAACGUCACACAAGCAAUGGACUUUGGGACAUCACCUAGGAGGGGAUCCAUCGAAUCCGACGACUCCGACGUUACCCUGACUGGGUCCGAGGUGGAGACAGAGGUAGACGGGGAGCUAGGAUCUCCCUUGGUUCCUGGGACGACCUGUCCCACGGCCUCCAACGAGAGGGAAACGGCGGAGAGCGUCGCGGUGUCCGACGCAAACUCUGCCAGCCCUGUUCAAAGCGAGCCAAGAACCACGCGCCACGUGUCAUGUGAGCCUUGCAGCGAUACACCGGGUCCCAUCGUCAAGCCUCCCACCUCCCUGGCCGUUCCCUCUGACACAGAGGCACGUACGCCCGGCCCCGUGAAAGAGGCUCCAGAAUCCUCAAUGAAAAGUGCAUCAAACAUUCCAGGUUUCAUAAUGAACAGUCAACAGUCAUCUGCCACACCGCAUCCAAUGGUGGUCACGACCCAGACGCACAACGGGCCCGGCCUCUCUUUCUACAGCCCCACAGAGAAAGUAAGGACCAGUACCGACCGGCCUCUGACGGGCCUCUGCCGCCCUGCAGCAGAGGCAACCGGCGCACCCAAAUCCCAUUCCUCAGGUUGUGAGAUGUUUACUACGUGUUCCGCCCAAUCCCAGACAAAGGCGUCAGUGUCCGUCCCCGCCACGAAACCCGAUUACAGCUGCAGCUCAGUGCUCUCCUCGGGCUGCGAGUCGGCCGUGGAGGGGCUGCAGACGCCACUGGAGGCGUGCGGCUGCACGGCGGUCUACACCAACUGCUUCAGCAGCGGCGACAACUUCGACGACGAGCUCACCGUCUACGAGUUCUCCUGCCGCUCGCAGGGCAGCAGCAGGGCGGGGUCUACCUCCGAGGUGGGGCUUCCUCUCAUCACCGCCACCGGGCCCGUCUCCUCUUUUCUAUCCAAGUCCCCUCCGUCCUUCUCGGCGUCCACGCUCUCUCCGUCCUUCCCGCGCUCCUCCAUCGUCUUCUCCUCGGCCACGUCGGAGCUCAGCCCGCUCCUCUCGCCUCUGUCCGACUCCCAGGACAGCGUCUCGUCCCAAUCGCACAAGGAGACCAUCAGCUCCAUCCGCCAGCACUGUUACCCAGCCAACCCCGCGGGCUUCCAGCCGCUACGGAGCGACGUGGACCAGCUCAUCGCCAUCCUUGAAGGCGGCGGCGGUCAGGGCGGUCAAGGCGGUCACGGGGGGCGCCACGCCCGGGAGACCUGCCCGGCGCACUUCACGGAGAACAAGCACGUGCUGCACACGGAGGCGCGCCGACUGAUGACGGGCUGCCAGAAAGCUGCAGCCCUGGGGCAGAACCCCGAGGAGACACUGGUCGCCCUGGCCGACAGCUUCAGGCACCUGGUGGAGCUGGCGGGCGCCUGCCUCUGGUUCUCGGGCUGCGACCGGUGCGACCGGAGGAACGGCGAGGCGGUGGCGGGGCUGGCCGACGUGGCGAGGUCCUUCCGGGACUUCUGUCUGGCGGCGGAACGCGCCUGCAGCAAGAGGAGCUGCCAGGAUCUAAGUGCCAAGCUUCUGGCGAAACAAUGCACGGCACUCACUGCCUCGGUCUUCUGCCUCACCCAGCUGUUCCGCACACUGACGGCGCUUUGAGGCGGCUGGAGAGGCUCAACUGUCAUCCUCAGUCGAUAAAAAAGCUCUGCCCGCUGCCUCGCUCGUUCACAGGGCAGCCAGUGAGCUGCUUCUGUUGAGGGGGCAGAGUAGGACCGGCCGACCAGGGACCGGAGGGGACACUGAUAUGAAAUAACCUCAACUUACUCCCUUGUAAGAACUCCCGUGGGCCGGUUUAUUAAGUUGAUUGUGAUCAACACACGGACCUCGUAGGCCCCCUUAGUGAGGUUCACGUUGACUCGGGGCAGGACCAAUGAGAUGCAUGUGGAUACCCUUGUGUAUGCUGUGUGCACCUUCCGUAGCACAAAGUUACAACUACCAUAUCAGCCGAUCACUGGACCGUGGACUGAAAGGACAUUGUCACAAGCAGCGAGAGGGCCACCUCGUGAAGAGUUAACGCAAACCUCUCUGCGGGUCAAUGUGGAGGGUGUGAUGUACUUGAAUGUAUUCUGUGUUCUGAUUCCGGUUGUAUGUAUUUACAUAUUGUUUCUGAGAUAUUAUAGGCUUGAUCUUUAUAAAGACACAGCAUUGUGCGCAUAUGCAAGAGAGGAAUGUAGUGGAUGGUAAAUGAAUGGUAUUGUUUACAAGCACAGUAUUAGACUGAAGAGGUAUGGAAUUAGAGAGGCCUUUACACACCCAGACACACACACACACACACACACACACACACACACACACACACACACACACACACACACACACACACACACACACACACACACACACACACACACACAAACAUACAUGCACACUCCCACAAAGUCUGCCUUGGAUAAAUCAUGAUUCACAGUGAUGAUGUCUAUGUUUUCUGGUUUCGAUUUGGAUUUCAAACGAUCUACUGUUGUCUUCAUCUUUCACAUACAAACAAUCAUAAAUGAUUUAUCCCCAUGUUACUUAUUGUGUAUAAUACCAAACACUGGGGGAAUGAGUGUCGAAAAUGGCAUAUCUUCAAGAAAGCUACACAUUAAUAUUUUUUGUUACAACAGGGAAUGACAUGGUAAAAAUAAAUGAUGUAAGAGUCAAAGACACAUACCAAGUUACUUGGUACGAUGACUUCUUAAAACUGUUGUCGAAAUCCAAGAACAAAGGUGGCGGUUCCGAACACCUUAUAUUAAUUUUGAAAGUGGUUAGGUUGGAUUGAAUUGCAGUUCUUACGUUGACAUGAUCCUGAACUUGUGUGAAUAUCAUCUUGAACGGCUGUUAACAUGUCUGCUAGCUUUUCACUUGUUGGGAUGUUUUUUCACGGUUUAUGCAAAGUCCAACGCUGCUGGGUGUCUUUUUAUUUUGUAUUUACUUUUUACUUAACAUGCAUUGUAAUAUUACUGACCCAUUAAUAAAUAAUACGACCAAUAAUCAAAAUGCAAGACAAAUUCAAGUCAAGUGUGGAAAAGGGUAUUGGGAUCCUACUCUAAUAGUUUUAGCAUUACUAUUAUUAUGAGUGUUAUAAUUACUAUAUGCAAUACAUCGACUGAUUACCUGAGCUUCUUUCCAGUCAGUACAAAGGGGGCAACUAGUAACUAAUGCUACAGUUUUAUGUGCAUAAGCCGUAUGGUUUGGAGUACAACACAGCGAAGAACGAAGAGUGCGGAUCCAACCGAAUGCCUGCCAACCAUUACAGGGGCAGUCAUUGGUGGAUCACCGAUGCUCGCUAACCUUAAAACCAUAAAUAUAUUUUUCACACUCUGCUGCAAAAAUUCCUUGAGCUUAUGAUAGUGAGUAAGCUGUAGCUCUGCAGUGUUUUCACUUGGAAUGUUUCCUGCUGCGAAGGAAAAAGAACUGGCACGCAUCGGACCUGCAUGCACACUGAAGACAGUAGACUCCAAUUAUUGAUCUAUUUUACAGUGGCUAGAAACAUGUAAUAUUGCAAAGAACGUUUUACUUAAUUAUACCCUUUAUUGCAACUGUGAUAGACAACAACACUAAUUUCAAGUUUGACCUUUAUUCAAGUUUGACAACCUAACACAAUUACUUAUUGGUGUCAUUCUUCACAAAGAACUGCAUAGACCCCCCUCCCAUCCCAAGACAGGUUGUAAAGUCUGCUGUUACAAAGCAUGUCGUAAUUAACAAGCCAUAAGAUGCAUUAGUGUAUUGUUCUUUCAGGGAUUUGAUCUGUGAAUGACUGGAUGAUGAGAAACCGGCUCCUGCUUUGUAAUGCUCAUCUCCCACCAUUAAACCAUUUUCUUUUUUAA
Gadus macrocephalus (Pacific cod) is the source of this 9150-nucleotide messenger RNA. It is a transcript of the gene frmpd1a, whose product is annotated as FERM and PDZ domain-containing protein 1. Gene Ontology annotation, cellular component: cytoskeleton. Bases 314 to 6943 code for a protein of 2209 amino acids. Gene Ontology annotation, molecular function: protein binding. The record is from RefSeq and is a predicted model, not a curated record. Lineage: Eukaryota; Metazoa; Chordata; Actinopteri; Gadiformes; Gadidae. The transcript is spliced from 17 exons.